AUGAAUCUUAAAAAUUCAGAGUAUAAAAUGAUUUCAAAUCUUGGUUCAAGUUCAGAUCAUAUUGUCUUUAAGGCUUAACAUAAUUUAACUUAAGAUGUAUGUGCUAUAAAGAUUGAAAAAAAGCCAGGAAUUGGAUAGAUAGAGAAUGAAAUUUCAAUCCUUUAAUAAUUAUUUGGAAUAGAAGGAAUACCAAAAUUAAUCCAUAAUGGAAAGACUAAAGAUUUAAAGUAAUUUGAAUAUUAAGAUUAGGAAUUAUCUAAUCAUACCACUAUUAAAGUGUAGUUUAUAAGAUUUAGCAAAAUCUAAUUUACUAUCUCUGAAUAGCAUUCUAGCGAUUGGAUUAAGUUUAAUAAGAACAAUAAAAUAAGUUCAUAAUAGAGGAAUAUUGCAUCUUGAUAUUAAACCAGAAAAUAUAAUGAUAUCAUCAUGUUAAAUAAUUGACUCAGUAGAAUAAAUUCUCACUCCUGGGAAUGUGUAAUUAAUCGAUUUUGGGUUAUCUUAAAAUUUAAGAAAUCCAAAGUUCUUAAAAGAAACCUUUAUUGGGUCUUUAAGAUUUGCUAGUCGUUAAUCUCAUAAUAAAUAACAAUUAGGUUAUAAAGAUGAUAUUGAAAGCCUACUUUAUGUUUUAGCAUAUUUAAGAAAUAGUAAUUAAUAUAUUAACUCUUAGAAAAAUUACCUUGGUAACAAACAUAAUAAUUAGCCUUUUAAUUAAUGGAUAUUAAGAAAAUUGGAAUGAUAAAAGAUCAAGUUUAUGAAACAGCUUUACUUUCUUAAUAAUUUCCACCUUAAUUUUAUCAAUUUUAAUUAUAUAUUGAUACUUUAACACAUUCUACUAUGCCUGAUUAUAAUUACAUUGAAGAAUUAUUCAAAUAAAUGCUAUAAAUAAAUUAAAUUCCAAUAUCACCACGUUUCCCAGAACCGACUGCUUAUUUUCCAAAAUACAAUGAUUUAGAAGAUUAAGAAUACAUCAAAAUGAAUGAAUCAAUCUCAAGUAGAGAUGGUGAUACAAGAGCCAUAAUAGUCUCCGAUUUAAUUAAAGCUUAUACAACUAUAAAAAUUAAAUCCAUAAAAGACAUUCAUUUUAGAAUAACAAUCAAAUAAAUCUACUGA
Messenger RNA from Paramecium pentaurelia, 1110 nucleotides. Lineage: Eukaryota; Ciliophora; Oligohymenophorea; Peniculida; Parameciidae. The record is from the annotation of a GenBank genome assembly.